Molecule: messenger RNA, 3320 nt
Organism: Megalopta genalis
Lineage: Eukaryota; Metazoa; Arthropoda; Insecta; Hymenoptera; Halictidae
Gene: Impbeta11
Product: importin beta11
Biological process (GO): protein import into nucleus
Cellular component (GO): cytosol; nuclear envelope
Molecular function (GO): small GTPase binding
Source: RefSeq, a predicted model, not a curated record
GAAUUUUACUGUGGAAAUCGAAAGCAGAGAAGGGAGGCAGCGUUCUGAAAUGCCGACUUGCGGGCGUGUGUGACAUUUUGAUGUAGUGUGUCUUCGAUAAUUUUCGUUAUGUAUCGAUUUAAUACAUUGAUAUUUGUAAUAAAUGGAGUUUAUCGAAAAUAAUUCUACGAACCCUGGUAUAAGAGAGAGAAAUAUGGAUGCCUCAGUGAUAGAAGUGCUUCAACAAGCAGGUAGUCAAGAUCCAAACAUUUUGAAACCUGCUGAACAAACGUUAGAACAGUGGGAAACUGAAAGGGGGUUCUAUUCUACAUUAUUUAACAUAUUCUCAAAUCAUUCCUUGACUGUUAAUAUUAGAUGGAUGGCAAUUUUGUGUUUCAAAAAUGGUGUUGAAAGAUAUUGGAGAAAGAAUGCACCAAAUGCAAUCGCAGAGGAUGAAAAAGAAUUCCUUAGACAACGUUUAAUAUCAAAUUUUGACGAACCUGUAAAUCAAUUAGCUGUACAAUUGGCAGCUCUUAUUGGUAAAAUUGCAAGAUACGAUUGUCCUAAAGAAUGGGGUACAUUAAUUCCAACAAUAUUGGAUGUUGUAAGAGGACAAAAUCCCUUGGCCCAACAUCGGGCACUGUUGACAUUACACUAUGUUAUUAAGAGUUUAGCUUCUAAAUGUUUGAUACUGGACAGACGAUCCUUCCAAGCACUAACUGUUAAUGUGUUCAGUUUUAUUUUGAAUUUAUGGAACACUUAUACCGAAUCAUUUUUCAUACUGGCAUCAAAUGGAGCAGACACAAAUCAGAUACAGGAAGCUUUAGAGAAAGCUUUAAUUCUAUUAAGAAUACUUAGAAAACUCAUUCUACAUGGAUUCGAAACAUUUGAAGUACCUCAGGAAGCUACGUUAUUCUUAGAAAUAGUUUUCGAACGUGCGAAAACCUGCCUCGAGUGUCGAAAGACCUUAAUCUCGAGAGGAAUACAAUUGGAAGCGUGCGACAAAUUUACAAUUCUCUGGAUCAAAGUGUUGAUAGGGGUCCAUGAAACGUAUUGGAAUUUGCACAUUGAACUGAUACCAACCUCCAUAAAGUUUUCUGUUUUUUACUGUUUUACAGAAGCCGGUCAAAAUUUAGCUUUUGAGAGAUUUACUAUUCAAUGUUUAAAUUUAUUAAAACGCAUUAUAAUGCGAAACCAAGUUCCCUUCGAUUCAAGAAGGAGAAAGGGCUCACAAAGUAUCCGAUUAGUCAGAUUGAUACAAGAAAACUUUUCCCCUGAAACAUUAAUCGAAAUUUGUUCGAAACUUGUAACGCAUUAUUUCCUCUUAACUCCAGCUGAUUUGGAGUUAUGGGAUACAGAUCCAGAAAACUUCUUUUUUGAUGAUGUUGGAGAAGUAUCGAAAUAUAGUUUAAGGCCAUGUUCGGAAGCUGUGUUUUCCGAUUUUUUCUAUCGGUUUAGGGACAUUUUGGCACCAGUUUUAGUCGAUUUAAUGCAGAAGCAUCAUCAACCGGUUGAUCCAAACAAUCUACAUGCUAUUUUAUUAAAAGACGCAGUAUAUAAUGCUGUUGGAUUGGCUGCUUUUUACUUGUACGAUGAGGUAAACUUUGAUCAAUGGUUCUCAACCACUUUGAAAGAAGAGUUGAAGAUUCGAAAUAAUAAUUAUAGAAUUAUUAGAAGACGAGUAUGCUGGCUUAUUGGCCAGUGGUCGAGUAUUAAACUAAGCAGGGGACUGAGACCUAUGGUGUAUGAACUUAUGGUCGAAGUUCUAAGUCCAGAAGAAGAUUUGGGCGUUCGUUUGGCAGCUAGCGAUGCCUUAAAGCUUAUAAUAGACGACUUUCAAUUUAAUCCAGAAGAAUUCUCUCCUUAUUUGGAACCAGCAUGUACAUUAUUGAUUUCUCUGUUGAAAGAAGUAACGGAGUGGGAUACCAAGAUGCGUGUUUUAUACGUAUUAUCAUUCAUGAUCGAACGUGUGGGCAGCGAAAUAAACCCAUAUGUUGGGGUUCUUAGUUCAUAUCUACCAAUCCUCUGGCAACAAUCUGAUCAGCAUAAUAUGUUGAGAUGUGCUAUAAUCACAACACUUGUACAUUUAGAGAAGACGUUAGGUCCUGAAAGUGUUAUAAUACAACCGCUGGUGAUAGGUGUUGUUGCAUUCAGUUGCGACGUUAAUCAGAGUGAACAUGUUUAUUUGUUAGAAGACGGAUUGCGAUUAUGGUCAACUUUAUUGGAAAAUGCACCCGCACCAACACCAGAAAUAAUGGAUUUGGCUAAGAAUCUAUGUGCAUUAAUAGAUCAAUCCGGGGAAAAUUUAGAGUUAUGUUUGCACAUCGUUCAAGUAUACGCUAUAUUAAGUCCCCAAGAAUUUUUAAGUCAAAGAGGUGGAUUCGUGGUCGAAACUCUUAGAUCAAUCAUGAGUGAUUUGAAAUCGGAAGGAGUAUUGAUGGUUUUCAUGGUAUUCGAUACGUUCAUGUGUGCAGCUGCUCGACAAGGUGCAGAACUAAUUAAGCCUGCUUUAGUAACUGUAUUUGAAAACGUGUGCAAGGAACAGGACUCUAUACAAGUGAUGACUAUAUGUCUAAUAAUCGUGGCAAGAGUUUUGUGGUUUUAUAAAGAUAUUUUUAUACAGGUAAUAAGCGAGUUAGCCAGAAAAAUAGGCGGGAACGAAACGAGCGAAGAGGAAGUUAUUGGAAAGAUUAUACGUGUAUGGGUUGUUCAAAUGCCAGUCGUCUUCCAGCCAGAGAGACGUAAAUUAUUAGCUCUUGCACUUUGUUCACUUCUUGGGGCUAACAGUCCACCAAGUGUACUUGAAUAUUUUCCACUAAUAAUAUCGAAUAUUGUCGAGACCCUUAAUGAUAUAUCUAGAUUUGACAAUUUAGAAUAUGACUGCAUUGGAUCCGCUAUUGAGUCAUUAACUAUUGGUGGACAACCUGAUGAGGAGUAUAACAGUGAAUACGUGGGCGAACAUGAGGACUACGGCAAUGAACAUGAACAGCGAAAAAGACGACUAGUUCGCGCGGAUGUCGUCACCACAAUGUCAUUAAAAGAUACGUUGCAAAAUCAGCUACUUACAUUAAGAGGCAUAGUUGGGGAGAACCAAUUUAAUCAGAUGAUGUCAACUCUUAAUCCAGCAAUAGAUAAACAACUGAAGUUUUAUAUAUCCCUAUGAAAGUGGAAUAAGUCGAACUGAGAAAAAAAAGGACGAAUCAAUUCAGUCAAACGCUAUACUACGUGUAAAAAAAAAGCUUUACAGCGAUCUACUGUAAAACGGCACUAUUUUAUUGUAUAAUAUUAGCUGUUUCACUGUACUAAUAAUGUUGAUAAUAAAAAAAAAGAAAGAAAACUAA